GCACCCCGCCAUUUAUGGCCUUGGCUGUCAAUCACCAGGUCCCGGCCGGUGAUUCCCCAUCGGCACCCGGUGAUCUCCAAGUAUCUCCGAUGGAGGAGAAACCUGUAUGUAAACAAUACUGAUCUCUCCCGUCAGCUCCUGCAACUGCUUUGUAUGGCUCUGCAUAGCAAAGCCAGUGUAAAGCAAACACAGCCCACAUAGUAAAACAGCACACAGCUAACCCUUUCAUCGCCCCACAUGUUAACCCCUUCCUGCCCAGUGUCAUUAGUACAGUGUCAAUGCUUUUUAUUAGCACUGAUCACUGUAUUGGUGUCAUGGGAUGUCAGUGAUACCAAGUCAGUUACGCCCAGUGUCAGAAUGCCCGCCGCAGUCCCGCUAUAAGUCACUGA
Messenger RNA from Staurois parvus, 389 nucleotides. The record is from the annotation of a GenBank genome assembly. Lineage: Eukaryota; Metazoa; Chordata; Amphibia; Anura; Ranidae.